Menidia menidia (Atlantic silverside) is the source of this 1518-nucleotide messenger RNA. NCBI's taxonomy places the organism in Eukaryota, Metazoa, Chordata, Actinopteri, Atheriniformes, Atherinopsidae. The record is from the annotation of a GenBank genome assembly.
GUUAUUGAAUUAAUUUGCAGGAGGAAGUUGGCAGGAGACUACGAAGCCCUGAAUGAGCGCCUCAAAACUCUACCUGAUCAGCUGUCCUACGACAUCAUGGUGCCAUUUGGCCCUUUGGCCUUCAUGCCUGGGAAGCUGGUGCACACCAACGAGGUCACGGUGCUGCUGGGCGACAACUGGUUCUCUAAGUGCUCUGCCAAGCAGGCUCAGAAAAUCAUCGAUCACAGGAUGAAGUAUGUGAAGAAAGAAUUAGAUGAUCUAGCCGUGACAGUGAAAAACUUUGAAGCACGAGUUGGGUUUGCAAAGGAUUUGGAAUCCAUGUCAGCUAGUAAAGGGGACUACGUCGAUAUCAAAGAGGAGGUUGGAAACAAUGACUCUGUUGUCAACAAAGGAAAGCAAAGAAUAGCUCAUAAACCAAAUUCUAAGCCCAAGAUGGAUGUGGUAUUUGAUCUGAAAGUAGAGGAUGAAGAAAAUAAAGAAAAGAGCCUAGACAUAGGAAACAGAAAAAGCGUCAUGACUGAAGACGAGCUGUGGGCUCGUUUGGAUGAACUGGAAAAACUGGAAGAGCUCCAAGAUGAGCAGGAUAGAUUCUCAGAUAAUGCAGACAUGAAUGGAGAGGACACGUCCUCCUCUUCCUCAGAAGAGGAGAAGGAGGCAGAUGCUGAGUCUCCCGUGAACGGCCUGAGUUUGAAGCCCAGCUGGACUUCUGUGUCCCACAGUAAACUGCCAGUCACAGACACAAAAGAGGAAAAGAACAACAACGAUGAGGAGGAGGAGGAGGAAGGGAACACUUUGCCAACUAUCUUUUUUUCUCACACAGUAGAACCCAAGAAGGUUUUUGUGAGGAUAAACACAGGAAAGAACACCAUGUUAAAGUUUAGCGAGAGGAAAGAACAGAAGGAACAUUCGAAGAGAAAAAAGAAAAACGGCCACAGCAAUGGACACUCUCACCACGAGCUUCACAAAAUCAGCUCUCCGGCCGACAUUUACAGGUUGUUUGUGGACGUGAAGAACGGGGAGCCCGUCCCCAGGAAGUCCAUCCUGAAGUCGCGCAGCCGAGAGAACAGCGUGUGCAGCGACACCAGCGAGAGCAGCGCCGCCGACUUCGAGGAGCGGCGGGUGAUCGGGCGCAGCUUCAGCCACGACGAGGCCACGCACAGCGACACCAGCGACGGCAUCACGGAGGAGGACAGCCCCACCGCUGUGCCGCUGCACACCAGCCGAUUCGAAGUCAAAGAAAAGAUAGCGAAAAGCGAGGAGCCACCUUACGUUACCAGCGCUGUUUUUUUUUCUUCUCACAUUUAUUUCCUAUCCUUUCCUCUCCCGCAGGCUUUUUCAGGCACAGUGGUAGAAAAGGACCCCAUGCCAUCAGCUGUUCCCCAUCUGACCAUCGUUCCACCAGCGCUGCCAACCAUUCUCGAGAGGAAACAGGAGGAGGUAGCACCAGAUGUUGCCCCGCAUCAACAGGUGCCAAAAAAGGUGUCGAAGUUCAAAGCUGCCAGGCUGCAGCAAAUGUGA